This is a messenger RNA of Ostrinia nubilalis (European corn borer), 2500 nucleotides long. RefSeq names its product translocation protein SEC63 homolog (gene Sec63). Lineage: Eukaryota; Metazoa; Arthropoda; Insecta; Lepidoptera; Crambidae. The transcript has 12 exons. Gene Ontology annotation, molecular function: RNA binding; transmembrane protein transporter activity. Gene Ontology annotation, cellular component: Sec62/Sec63 complex. Bases 64 to 2382 code for a protein of 772 amino acids. The record is from RefSeq and is a predicted model, not a curated record. Gene Ontology annotation, biological process: post-translational protein targeting to endoplasmic reticulum membrane; SRP-dependent cotranslational protein targeting to membrane.
ACGUCUCCCAUCGCACUCGUGUCGUGAUUCUAAUGAUUUUCUUUUUUGUAUUGAAAAUUAAUAAUGGGUGGCCAAAAAUUUGAAUACGAUGAAAGUGGAUCUACAUUCUUUUACUUCGUUCUCUCUUUCCUAGCCCUAAUACUGGUACCGGCGACGAUUUAUUAUUGGCCUAGGAAGAGGAAAGAAGAUCCUGCCAAACGUGCAGAAUUAUGUCAAUGUCCAAACUGUAUAAAGAAACAAAUAAUCAUAGAACAAUCACAACCCUACAAAGGGGUUAAAAAUUUCUUUAUAAAACUAGCAAUUAUAUCAGGAUGGGUUUUGCUUGGCUUUUUGGCAUAUAAAGUUUCACAAUUUGAUUAUGAGAUGUCCAAUUUUGAUCCCUAUGAGAUACUGGGCCUGCCACCUGGUGCUACUCAAGCCGAGAUAAAAAAAUCGUAUCGCAAACAAUCUCUAAUUCUUCAUCCAGAUAAAGAAACUGGUGAUGAAAAGGCCUUUAUGAAGCUUACCAAGGCGUAUCAGGCUCUUACUGAUGAUGAGGCUCGAAGAAACUGGGAGAAAUAUGGAAACCCUGAUGGGCCUGGUGCCAUGAGCUUUGGUAUUGCUCUACCAAGCUGGAUUGUUGAGAAAGAGAACAGUGUGUGGGUUCUUGGGUUAUAUGCAUUAGUUUUUAUGGUUGCCCUUCCAACUGCGGUUGGUAUGUGGUGGUAUAGGUCAAUUAGAUUCUCAGGAGAGCAAGUUUUAUUAGAUACUACACAAAUGUAUUUCUAUUUUUGCCAUAAAACACCGUCAAUGCCUUUGAAGCGAGCUCUUAUGAUUCUGGCUGCGUCUUGUGAGUUUGAUAGAAGACAUAACUCUGAAGUUAUUGAGAGAAUUACUGAUAAUGAGGAAGUUCCAAUGCUGCUUCGCGAGCUGCCAAACUUAGGUGAGAAGAACAAAGAGCAGCCGCUGUGUCGUCCGUACAGCAUCAAGGCGCGGGCGUUGCUGCACGCGCACCUUUCCCGCAUGAAGCUGCCUCCCGACACGCUGGAGUGCGACCGCCGGUACAUAGUGGCGCGCUGCCCCGACCUCAUUGUGGAGAUGGUCAACUGCGUCAACCAGCUGAUCGCCCUCGCGUAUGCUAGGAGAAUACCUCGUCUACCAACAAUCGAAACCAUCGAGAACUGCAUGAAGCUCUCCCCAAUGAUCGUCCAAGCACUGUGGGAGUACAAAUCGCCUUUACUGCAACUACCGUACAUCACCGAGGAUCACCUGAAGUACUUCACGAAUCGGAAGAAGCACAUCAAAUCGCUGCUGCAGCUAGCUCAGUUGCCAGGCGAAGAAAGGAGACAAGUUCUGCGGUUCCUCAACGAUAAGCAAUAUGAAGACCUGAUGAAAGCGCUGGGAAAUAUGCCUUAUAUUCAUUUCCAAAUUAACACAGAAGUAAUUGAUGACGAGAACUCUACUGUGGUAACGGCCGGCGCUAUAGUGACCGUCACCGUCUUUUUGAGACGAACCAACAUGAGGGAACUGUUUGGCGACACCACGAUCAAGGAAAAAGAAACUAUCAAGGAAGACGAGGAGGGCGCCGGCGACAACGCCGAAAAGGAAAAAGGCGAGAACGACAAGAAUGACAAAAAUGACAAAAACGAUAAGAAGGAGACAUACAAGAGGCCAGUAUGGAUGAAGCAGCAGACAAAGAAACACCCCCAGUCGAAGAAAGCUAAGAAGCCGGCCGCUAACAAACAGCAGCCGGCCAAGCCCAGCCAGACCGCCACGCCGCCCCCGCCAAGCGACGCCAAGAAAACUAAGGAGGGGAAGGAACAGAAAGAUCCGAAUCAACCAAAGAAAAAAGACGACGAUGCCGAAGAGUCGGAUUUGGGCAGCUCGGACGAGUCCGGGACGCAUAGCUCGGGGUCCGAAGACGAGUCGCGCGACAAGUCAUCGGCCGCGGAGGAGGACGACGACGACCAGUGGGACAAGUUCCAGAAGCGGCUGCAGAAGCGCGAGCGUUUGGAAGGACGCUCCAAGAGCUCGCACCCUGUGCACUGCCCCUAUUAUCCUCAGGAGAAACAAGAGUACUGGUGGUGCUACAUCUGCGACCGCAAGUCGCACACGCUGCUGGCGGCGCCGGCGCACGUGACGGCGCUGGUGGACACGCACGAGCUGCAGCUGCGCUUCACGGCGCCGCGCUGGCCCGGCGUCUACACGCUCGCCUGCUGCCUGCGCUCCGAUUCGUACAUCGGCAUGGACCAGCAGCAGGACAUGAAGCUGGACGUGAAGGAGGCGGCCGCCGUUCCCGUGGAGCACCCGCAGUGGGACCUCAGCGACUCCGACACCGACAACAACGACCAGGGAGGCAACGAAAGCGAGUUCACAACAGACGACGAGGUCGAGGAGGAGUAGUCGCAGAUUACCUAAGUUAUUUUUAUAGAGUUUAUUAUUAUUAUUGCGGUGUGCGGUGUAUGCUGAAUAAUUUGUUGUAUGGAUGGAGCGUGAAAGAAUAUAAUGUUUUAUAUUCCAA